AUGCGGCGUGAGGACUUUUGACUAAAUAGCUGAGGCGCGUAAGCGGCACGGCGCCUGCAGUUCAUGCAGCUCAAGUGUUUAUAGCCAAAUAUUAAAUAGUUUUGUAUUUUAUCGUUUUGAGAGCGCUGCAUUGCAAUGAUGGAGGAGGUAGACGUUGAGCCGGCUGUCACUAAUAUUCCUGCAGCCAAUGCUGGGAAGCAUUUGGGCUUUGCUUGGGGUCCUGGUGAUAUCCUUGUAUACGAGACGCUUUACAAAUCAGCAGGUGCUAAAGGACCCUGUAGCUCUGCCAUCCAUGAGGUCAGGAAAGAUGAGGACAUCUAUUCCCCUAUUUUACGCAAGCUCUUCAAUGAAUCGCAUCACAUCUUUGUCGGGCUGCAGACAAUUAGAGAGGACCUCCCAAGCAAAAACAAAAAGUCCCAGUUUGUCAGCAUCAGUAAAAACUACAGAUCUGUGAUAAGAGCCUGCAUGGAGGAACUGCAGCAAGCUGCAGUUUCUACAAAAGAUUCAGAGGUGGCUACACAGUAUGGAAAUCAGGUGUCCAUACUUUUGGCCAUAGAGCUGAUUUGGAAUCUGUGUGAAGUGCUUUUCAUCGAUGUUGCCCAUGCCGGUGUCCUCUUGCUUCAACUUUUGGACUGGGUGAGGUUACACAAGGCUGAUGUGGAUGAGAAGGCCAGCGAGGUGCUGCAGAGUGAAAGUCCUGCUGAGCACCGCAACUACUGGGAUGUGGUGGUGAGUUACGUGCUGCAGGGAAGACUGGAAGAAGCCAGACAGAUGCUUAUAAAACAGGCCACUCUACAGCCUGCUGCCAGAAAUAUGUAUAAACUGAUGGACUCUCUGCUCAGCAAGAUGCCCUUCUAUACUCCUGGUGGCAUCCAGACGCUUACGGAAUUUGAGGUGAAGUGGAGGCACUGGCAUGAUGAGGUGGACCGCUGUCUUCAGGACAACUCUUUUGCUAGUAACCAACACCUGGAGUUCAUCUGCAAGAUCCUAGUUGGGGAUGAAGACACACUGUUGGCGCACAAGGACCUGUUGGGCACCUGGUAUCAUUUCCUAGUGACUAGACUGCUUUUCUGCCACCCCACAGUCAAACCUACUGAGUUACAUUACUAUGCACAGUCAUGCAUGACCAUGUUUUUGGACUCGAGGAGUGUACCCGAGCCCCUGGAUAACAUCCUACUGGCCGCCUUUGAGUUUGACAUCCAUCAGGUCAUCAAAGACUGCAGCAUUGCACUCAACAACUGGUGGUUUGUAGCCCAUCUGACAGAUCUCCUGGAUCACUGCCACCUCCUCCAGUCUCACAAUCUACACUUUGGAUCUAAUUUGAGAGAGUUUCUCUUGUUGGAAUAUGCCUCUGGACUCUUUACUCAUAACAGCCUGUGGCAGUUGGCUGUGGAUUACUUUGACCACUGCCCAGAAUUUGGCCGCGUUUACCUGGAGCUACAGAUUGAGCGCGUGCCUUUAGACACGGAGCACAAAGCCCUGAAGGUGCUUCGAAUCUGUGAGAAGAGGCAGAUGUCAGAGCAAGUGCGGAGUAUCUGUAAGAUCAUGGCUAUGCGGGCUCUGAGGAACAACAGAUUGGGAUCUGCUCUCUCUUGGAGUAUCAGGGCUAAAGAUGCUGCCUUUGCCACCCUAAUAUCAGAGAGAUUCUUACAGGAUUACUGCGCCAGAGGGACAUUUUCUGAUCUUGACCUAAUAGACAACUUGGGUCCAGCAAUGCUGCUCAGCGACAGGCUCACGUUUCUCGGAAAGUAUCGUGAGUUCCACAAGCUGUAUGGAGAGAAUCGCUUCAGGGAGGCAGCGAAGCUGCUCCUCUCCCUCAUGACUGCCAAGAUUGCCCCCCGGAGCUUCUGGAUGACCCUGCUCACAGACGCCCUACCACUGCUGGAACAGAAAGAGGUGAUCUUCUCAGCAGACCAAACUCACGAGCUCAUGUUCUGCUUAGAGGAGCUCACCUCAUCACUGAGCAACACAGGUCCUGGCACAGACAGGACCAUGCAGGAGGAAGACAUAGAGACGACCAAAGUGGAGCUCCUGAGACUCGCUUUGGCCAGGAACCUUGCCAUGGCCAUAGUCAAAGAGGGAACAGUAGAAUCGUGAAUGGUUGCAUUAUAAAGAAGGCACUUCUUAUGCAUUUUGUACUGUAUAUAAACCUUAUGUAAUCCAAAUGUGCUCUUUGAUAAUAAAACAUUUCAUGAUGUACAAUG
Betta splendens (Siamese fighting fish) is the source of this 2204-nucleotide messenger RNA. It is a transcript of the gene nup85, whose product is annotated as nucleoporin 85. NCBI's taxonomy places the organism in Eukaryota, Metazoa, Chordata, Actinopteri, Anabantiformes, Osphronemidae. The record is from RefSeq and is a predicted model, not a curated record. Gene Ontology annotation, cellular component: nuclear pore outer ring. Gene Ontology annotation, biological process: protein import into nucleus; positive regulation of DNA-templated transcription; mRNA export from nucleus. Gene Ontology annotation, molecular function: structural constituent of nuclear pore. Bases 136 to 2097 code for a protein of 653 amino acids. The transcript is spliced from 19 exons.